AUGACGGUUGAGAUGACUUUCCAUUCUGUCUGGAGCCUCAUUAUUCUUCCCACACUCUUGACUUUCACUCUUCCAUUCUUGCGCAAAGGAAUCAAAGGGAAGCCUGACAGCAAAUCUAAAGAGCCAUCUCGAGUCUUCUGGCUUGGUAGAGGCGAUGGACUCUUCGCUGACGCACGAUCUAAGUUAUGGACUUUCAUCAAAGGACGACAGCUUUUUGCAGAUGCUUACUUCAAGUACAGUAGCAAAAAUGUGGUAACCAAGAUCUCAACAAUAUCUAUCCCCUUGGUGCUAGUGCCGAAAGAUCGACGCAAAUGGUUCUUCAAAGAAAGGUCCGAUGUGCUUGAUCAUAGAGCAACUGGGUUUGAUGCUGUCGAGUCCCUUUAUACCAUGCCGUGUGGCUAUAUCCUCGACUUCCCAGCACACGUGAAGCUCAUCCAUAAAGUCCUCACCCGUGAACUACCAAACUUAACAGACGACCUGAUCCAGGAGAUAGAAGAAGGUCUAUUGAAAGACUGGGGAACUGAUGCAGAGAAGUGGCGCGGAGUCGAAGUUUGGGCAACUGUACUGAUGCUAGUGACCCGCACAUUCAACAGAAUUUCAGUUGGAAACCCUCUCUGUGGAGAUGAAAAAUAUCUGACCAACACUAGGAAAUACGUGACUAGCAUUCAUGCAAUGUCAUCCAUUAUCCGGGUGUUUCCUGGCUGGACUAAGCCUGUGGUAGGAUCAUUUUUUUCAAUCCCAUGUUGGUACUACUACAGGCGCGGUAAGGGAUACGCAAUGCCUCUUAUCCACAGCUAUCUGGAAGAGGCACGAAUGGAGCUGGAGACAAAUGGAGAGUUUUCGAAUAGGCACAAUGUUUUCGCUAUGUGGAUUGUCCAGGAAGCUCUUCGUUCCCAAAUUCCGCGUGAAAUGGACCCAGAAACGAUCUACGCCCGUUUGAUGACAAUGAAUUUUGCUGGCAUCCACACCUCCUCCUUCACGACGGUAAAUAUGCUGCUUGACUCUCUGUCGCGGCCCGAUAUUUUCGAAGUAAUAAAAGAAGAAGUCAACACGACUUAUUCUCGUCACAACUCCAAAUGGACCAAACCUUCAGUGGAUGAGCUGAGGUCCACCGACAAUGUCCUCCGCGAAAGCAUGCGCUUAUCGGGACCUAUUGUUCGCUUGAUUCGAGAAGUGAAAGCAGAAGAUGGAAUUGAAAUCAACGGCGUGGUUCUCCCCAAAGGAACCAAGAUCGCCACUGACAUGCACAAUAUGCAUCGCGACGAAGAAAUCUACAAGGAUGCAAAUACUUUCAACCCCUUCCGACUGGAUCCAUCCACAGGUCAGAGAAUGCUUCCUGCUGUUGAGACGAGUGAGAAUUUUUUGCCAUUUGGACACGGUAGGCACGGGUGCCCCGGCCGUUACUUUGCGAGCCAUGAGAUCAAGCUCAUCAUUGCGACAAUUAUCUUGAGAUACAAUGUAAAGUUCCUCGAGAAACGUCCACCUAAUGUAUGGAUGGGAGACUCAAUGAUCCCGCCUCGUACCAUACUCCAAGUACAGCGGCAGAGCUGA
This is a messenger RNA of Talaromyces stipitatus ATCC 10500, 1551 nucleotides long. Its product is annotated as cytochrome P450, putative. The coding region runs from base 1 to 1551 and encodes 516 amino acids. NCBI's taxonomy places the organism in Eukaryota, Fungi, Ascomycota, Eurotiomycetes, Eurotiales, Trichocomaceae. The record is from RefSeq and is a predicted model, not a curated record. Gene Ontology annotation, molecular function: iron ion binding; oxidoreductase activity, acting on paired donors, with incorporation or reduction of molecular oxygen; monooxygenase activity. The transcript has 3 exons.